AUGCUUACUCGUAAAAUGCCUAGUGCGUUAGUAUAUGGAGGUUCUGGUGCUCUUGGUCGAGCCAUCGUCUCUCAUUUUCGAAAUGCUGAUUGGAAUGUCGUCUCUCUGGACUUUUCCAACAAUCCUGAUGCCAGCUCCAAUAUUGUCCUGGAACAAAGCCCAGCAGGAACCAGCUUAGCUGAAAUUGGAAACGGCAUCAGUGAUCGUGUUGCCAAUGCCCUUGGAUCUGACCAAAAGCUAGAUGCUAUUCUUACAGUGGCUGGAGGUUGGGCCGGAGGAAACUUGGUUGAUAAGGACUUGCUUGCCAAUACAGAACUUAUGAUCACUCAAAGUAUCUACUCGUCAGUCAUCUCAGCCAAGCUGGCUGCUACUUAUCUUAAAGAAGGUGGGCUUUUGACACUCACGGGUGCCAGUGCUGCUACUCAUGGGACUCCAGGCAUGAUUGGCUAUGGCUUGGCCAAGGCAGCUGUUCAUCAACUGGUCAAAUCUGCUGCUGGUCCCAACAGCGGACUUCCAGCCGGAGCCAAAGUGGUCGCGAUUCUUCCAAUCACAAUGGAUACUCCAAUGAAUCGCAAGUUUAUGGCCGACGCUGAUAAAUCUACUUGGACCCCGCUCAGUGAAAUAACAAGCAAAAUGAUGCUAUGGGCAAGUGGGAAGGAAUCCGUAGAAAGUGGAAGCCUCUUUCGACUUGCUACGGUUGACUACAAAACAGAGUUUCAACCUGUCAUUUGAGUUUGUUCUUUGAUUCUCAAAACCCAGAAAGUGCUCAAUGUUUGCUUAGUGCUGGAAUGGGUAGUUUGAAAUUUGGUCAUGAUGCCAGCUUAAUAUCUACAUCGAGUCUCUCGGAUCUUGAUACAUUUGCACGUUCAAAUUCUGUCAGAUGAUGUUUCUGAUCGUAAUAA
Messenger RNA from Batrachochytrium dendrobatidis JAM81, 902 nucleotides. RefSeq lists its product as uncharacterized. The transcript has 8 exons. Gene Ontology annotation, molecular function: 6,7-dihydropteridine reductase activity; NADH binding; NADPH binding. Lineage: Eukaryota; Fungi; Chytridiomycota; Chytridiomycetes; Rhizophydiales. Gene Ontology annotation, biological process: L-phenylalanine catabolic process; tetrahydrobiopterin biosynthetic process. The record is from RefSeq and is a predicted model, not a curated record. Gene Ontology annotation, cellular component: cytoplasm. The coding region runs from base 1 to 732 and encodes 243 amino acids.